Talaromyces stipitatus ATCC 10500 is the source of this 2493-nucleotide messenger RNA. RefSeq names its product conserved glutamic acid-rich protein. NCBI's taxonomy places the organism in Eukaryota, Fungi, Ascomycota, Eurotiomycetes, Eurotiales, Trichocomaceae. The transcript is spliced from 2 exons. Bases 1 to 2493 code for a protein of 830 amino acids. The record is from RefSeq and is a predicted model, not a curated record.
AUGGAGGAUCCCUUCGCAGACACCAUGGAGAUGGCGUCUCCAUACACUGGCCAUGUGGACGAUUUUGAAAUCGAUAUCGACAUCAUGGAAGAUCAACCUUCUAAUGUGGACGACGACUUCGAUCUACAAGAUGCUUCUCCCGGCGCAGCCGCAGGAGACUUAACUAAUGAUUCCGAUAUGAUGGAUGAUGUACCUGAGAUGACAGUUACUGAUACUUCUACCUACAAUAACGAUGGUAAUAUGCAGUACGCUGAGAAUACCUUUUUCACCACUCAAGAGCCGGUCGAGUCUGAAAUGGUGGAUGAAGAUUACGAAGAGAAUGACGAGACUGUUCCUUCUACAUUUGAGACUUUCACAACGCAACAGGAUCAAGUCAAUCUAACGGAAGCCGCUGAACCUGCGGACGAUCAGGCGAAAGAGGAAGUGAGCAGAGAUGUGGGAGAGCAGAAUAUUGAAGAAGUUGUAGAAGAAACGCAGACUGCUUUGCAAGAAACUGUUAAUCGGGAGACGACUCAAGAGGGACCACACGAGUCAAAGGUGGAGGAGCCAUCUACGAUCACGGAGGCACAAGGCGAAUCUGUUACCGAGCAUCAUCCUGAUGAUCCAGCCGAGGCUCAUGAGGUAGCCGAAGGAACCAAGGAAGUCCCUUCAGAUACCGCCAUCAUCGAUCCUGGUAUCGAAGACAGAUUAGCAGGAGCGCCGGACGAUGUCGAGAAUAACAGAUUAAACGAUGCAGGCGAAACCCUAGUGGUCGUCGAAAAUGAGCACGAUUUUGUAGAACAACAACAUAAGCCGCACAUUCACCCAGUGAAAGUUAUCUAUCAAGAAAGUGAAAUUUCCAUGUUCCCACCGCUCCAUGGUGACACGUCAGAGACGUACUUCCUUGCGAACGAAGGAUUGGCGCAUGAAAAUAUUGAUCGGCUUUUCAAGGAGUGCCGUACAAUUCUUGGAGAUCAUGCAUCUGAUGAAGAAUCGUUAGUGUUUCAUAUCGAUUCACUAGGUAUUGAACUAAGCGAGGACAAUACUCACGUAUGCAAAUUCACGCUAUCCCAGAUUGUUGACACAUACCUCCACUUAUGUCGUAACAGUGGCAUUGAGCAGCCCGAGCCCCUAUAUCUAACUCUCAAUACGAGAGCUAACCUGUCCUCGGAGUUGGCAGCAUUACUGAACGCGGCAAUGCAAGGCAAAGGCAUCUCCGAUAUACAGAACUGGGAAGAAGAAUAUGAGCACGAGGAAGGUGAAGACAAGGAAGUUUCUAGCCGUGGUGAUUUGUCAGAGCAAAACCCUGAAGAAGAUGAGCAUGGCGAGCAGACUCACCGCGAAGAAGAGGAGGCACAGAACAAUAGUGUUGAAGAUGAGUUGGCUGAAAGUCACGAUGCACCCCGCGAAGACCUUCAACAAGAUGCUCAGGAUGACUUUGUAGAGGCACAUGAAGAAUCGGAGCAAGCUGGCAUUGAUACGACCAACACCCAGGAGCAUCACGACGAAGAAGAGGAUGGUGAGCUCAACAAUGAAGGUCAGGAACUUACUGAAACCCAGCCACACCCGGAGUCACAUGAUAAUAUCGGGCAAACCGUGCCUCCUUACACAUCAGACAACGAGCCGAGUGCAGGGUCUGAACAUCAACAACAGGAGGAAUCAACCGCUACCGGUCAAGAUGCCGUAGUUGCGGGCGGUACUGACUUUGCUGGCGGUGGAACCCAGGACCCUUCAUUGAAUGAACAUGCUGUAGUGCUCGAAGCUCAUGUUGACGAAGAAGAUCGUGAAGAACAUGCUUCCACUGAAAAUGAUGUCACCACAGCAGGACCUACAGAUCCAUCCGAAGUCGCCCCUACGACUGAGCAACAUGACAAGAGAGGUGGUUACGAAGAUGAUGAAGAGACCGCAGAUCAAGAAUUCACCGAGAAGGAAGACGAAUAUGGUGAAGAUACCGGUGAAGAAAACUAUGACGAUUACGCCGAGGAGGAAUAUCGUGAAGAGCCAGCGGCUGGAGUUGAAUAUACUGAAGAGCUUUUAGUCUCGCAAGAUGGGCAUAAUGAUGACUCCUACGUGGCUGAUCAAUUCGACCAGGCUUCUAGCAAAACAGUAUCCGCAUCGAAUGAACUAGUAGAUAACAACGAUGACAUGCCGGAUAACUUGUGGACUGGUACGAAGAUCGACGCGGCCGAGGGCCACGAUUAUGCUCAGGAAAUUUCAGAUCUUCCUGAGCUACCAGACAACGACCUUCUCAGCUUAGAUGAAGACAUUUUUGCCGAUACUGAACAAGCAAGUCACCGCGAAACGGGAGACGAUAAUGGCCUUGAUGAAUCGCAUAUCGACGAUGGUCAUGCUACUUCCGUGGAACAAGCGACUGCUACCAAUGACGACACGCAGAACGCUGAGCUAAAGCGCCAAGGAAGCACGAUUGGGAAGAGAUCCCGUGCUGACGAAGAGGAGGAAAUUGACUUUGACGGAUUGUCAAGUCCUGGUACAAAGCGAACUCGGUCUUCAUAG